GCUCAUACACUCUCGGCGCGUGACGCAAGCACGUUUCACUAUAAAUUCAUGUUGCGCAGGCGCGGCUCUCUCUCGGAUCCGCCUGCUGCUACUAAGAUGGCGCCGCAGAAAGACAAGAAGCCUAAGAGAUCAACCUGGAAGUUUAAUUUGGACCUUACUCACCCAGUAGAAGAUGGAAUUUUUGAUUCUGGAAAUUUUGAACAGUUUCUGAGGGAGAAGGUUAAAGUCAAUGGAAAAACUGGAAACCUUGGGAAUGUUGUUCACAUUGAACGCUUCAAGAAUAAAAUCACAGUUGUUUCCGAGAAACAGUUCUCUAAAAGGUAUUUGAAAUAUCUUACCAAGAAAUAUCUUAAAAAGAAUAAUCUUCGUGAUUGGCUUCGUGUGGUUGCAUCUGACAAAGAAACUUACGAACUCCGAUACUUCCAGAUUAGUCAGGAUGAAGAUGGAUCAGAGUCUGAGGACUAGGUGGUUUCCACUUACAUGGCUUUGCUUUUUAGUAAAACAAAUGAAGUGUAUGUGAGAAAGAAACAUCCGGAAAUAGGCUUUUAGUUUAUUGGUGAAUAAAAACGUUGCAUUCUUAGA
Chinchilla lanigera (long-tailed chinchilla) is the source of this 582-nucleotide messenger RNA. It is a transcript of the gene Rpl22l1, whose product is annotated as ribosomal protein L22-like 1. The transcript is spliced from 4 exons. Gene Ontology annotation, cellular component: ribosome. NCBI's taxonomy places the organism in Eukaryota, Metazoa, Chordata, Mammalia, Rodentia, Chinchillidae. The record is from RefSeq and is a predicted model, not a curated record. Gene Ontology annotation, molecular function: RNA binding; structural constituent of ribosome. Bases 49 to 465 code for a protein of 138 amino acids. Gene Ontology annotation, biological process: cytoplasmic translation.